Molecule: messenger RNA, 1287 nt
Organism: Somion occarium
Lineage: Eukaryota; Fungi; Basidiomycota; Agaricomycetes; Polyporales; Cerrenaceae
Source: the annotation of a GenBank genome assembly
UACUCGCGCUUGUCUUUUGCCCCAUGAUUGUCAACGCAUAAGAAGACGGUUCUUUCCACGUCUUAUCAUCAACCAUCGACAAGCACGGAUUCAAAGCAAGACCGCACUCAGCUACGACCAGGCGAAGUUUUCUGGCGUGAUCACCAACAAUGGUUGCAGGAAAAAGGUUACAUGCUUCGGCCACGCUAUCGACCGGGAUGGGUAGCGUCAUGGAAACACAAGAAUCCUAUGUAUUGGAACUACUGAGGCUCCGAGUGGCUUAAGCGGACCACGUCAUUGGUGCAACAGGGAUAUUCGACGGCGAACUGGUCAUGCUCAAACGGAUUUGUCAUUCUGGGCAUCCUUGUGAAGGGGAAAUUAUUCAUUUUUCUCUCAGGAGCCAAUUGCAUCUCAUCCUCACAAUCACUGUGUUCCGAUCUACGAUGUACUCGAUCUUCGGGAAGACGACGAUCCUUUUAUUCUUGUAAUGCCCUUGUUGCGAGAGUACAAUAACCUGCGGAUGAAGUCCAUAGGUGAAGCUGUCGAGUUCUUCCGGCAGUUAUGCGAGGGCCUGCAAUUUUUGCGCAAAUGCUGUGCCGCUCACAGAGAUUGCAUGAACCUCAAUAUCAUGAUGGAUCCCAGGCCUCUGUUUCCUCACAUGUUCCAUCCACGAGACGAUCGAAGGACGUUGGACUUCAAGGGAACGGCGAAAUACUAUACUCGGACGGCUCGUCCUACAAAGUACUUCUUCAUAGACUUUGGUCUGUCUCGAAAGUACUACCCAGGGGACAUGCCCCCCGUUGAACCUGUCAUAUUCGGAGGUGACAAGACAGUACCUGAGUCCACGGAGCCCUACGAUCCUGUCAAUCCGCCCCCUACAGACAUUUACUAUGUGGGUAACCUGAUACGCGAGGACUUCUUACAGAAGACAACUGGACUGGAGUUCAUGGAGCCGCUUGUCGCUGACGUGGUGCAGGAUGAUCCAUCAGAGCGGCCCAAUAUUGAUGAGGUUAUUCGACGCUUCGAACAAAUCCGUCGUUCGCUAAGCUGGUGGACACUAAGCUCAAGAAUUAUCGAGAACCGAUGAAGCUCGAGGCGAUCCUGUCGCUCGAGCUUUCCAUCGUUGUUCGGUUUAGAGGUCCUGUUCCUAUUCCCUGAUAUGUCUCAUAUGAUGCAAUGAUUUCACCGACAUCCCUAACAUGCCUAUUCAUUCUAUGAUUUCAUGGUAACGACGAUGUCAUCCAUGAGCUGCAUGCGACGUGCAUGCUAAUUCCCUGUAUCUAGUACAAAUACAUGACCAAGGGCGCG